Miscanthus lutarioriparius is the source of this 699-nucleotide messenger RNA. The record is from the annotation of a GenBank genome assembly. NCBI's taxonomy places the organism in Eukaryota, Viridiplantae, Streptophyta, Magnoliopsida, Poales, Poaceae.
AUGGAGAUGCAAGAAUUGAAUUGUGAAGUUGCUGUUGCAUGGGACGUGGGGGGUGGCCGUGCCAGCUUUUGCCCUCUCUCCUAUUCUCCUCUUUCCGUCUGUCAUGCAUUCUCCCAGUCGUCUUCUUGGGCGUGUUUGUUUCCUGGACCUUCUCAGCCUGUAUGUGGUAGAGUUACCUUCUUUGAGACAUUCCAUCGAGCACCUGGUUGGCGUCCAUGGAAGAGCACGCUCAUUCCCCAAUCCCCCGCCUUCCCCGGUUCCCCAGCGGAGGACGCCGGUCCUCGUCUGAAGAGCACGCUCACUCCUGCAGCUCUUCCCCUACACCAGCAGCACCGCCACCUCCCACCCGCCACCGUGCGCCCCCAACUACAGCAUAGCAAUGGCGGGCAACGAACCCAGCGCAGGCCCAAUCGAGCGGACGCGUCCGACGUGGCCGUCGAGCUCGACGAGGCCCGCCCCCGCGUCAAGCCCGGCGUCGCAGAUGGGGAUGGAGAGGAGCGCCGCCGAGUAGCACGCGACGGCGAGAUCUGCAGGCGCGGCGGGUGGCACGUGGAGCAGGCGGCGGCCGUCGCUGCCAUGGCCGCCUCCGCUCGGGGGGCUCCGCAUGGGCUAUCCUCGCUGCAGCGUGUUGGGACGGGCCUCGUCCUCUCCGUCUCCGCCAUGGUGGUCGUCACGCUCAUGGAGAAGAACAGUCACUAA